CCCAUAUAUUCGUUGGAUCAUGACGUUUGGGUCCUUGGGAUGUCAAUAAGAGUCUUUCUCUGUUCGGUUUUGAGAGUAAACGCAAUUGGUCGGGUGAGGCAAUCAAACGCAAUCGUCCGCCACGGAUUAUCGCCAACUCUGAUCUGUGAAUAUCUUACGCAGCCACUGGUCAAUCAUACAUAACAACUUGCUCACUGAUCAGCCUGUCACAGAUACAGACAUAUGGAUUUGAAGUUUUUUGCUUCCUAAGAAGAAAAGCCUCCUGGAAAUCUAGCAGACAACGACAGUCGAGUCGAAACCCAAGUAAGACGUUACAGGACUCAAAACAAAGGUGCUGUCUUUCAUUUUCAAAAGUUCGGUAACUUGGAAAGAACGAUGGAGAAGCAGAUCAGAGACCCAUAACCCAUUCCAUUAAAUUCGAGAUACCAAAUUAUAUAUUGAACGUCCUCACCUUUCUUCUCACCUCUCACCACCACCGAUGGCUCAGCACGAAGACAAUGGCCGAACCACCGCUGCGAGGAGAGGCUUGAAGCGAAAGCUGGAGCCUGAAUUCGAUGACCGGAAGGAGGAUGCCAAGGUUCUCGCUCUCGAAGCCAGCGUGCAUCGCCACGUUAACAUCCGUCAUUCCGUUGUGGAGGUACCCGGAGAAGUCCAUUCAAAUCCAGCCAUAACAAGCACCUCCUUUUCCAUGGCUUCUCAAACUCUUCCUUCACCCUGCCCAAGUAUUUGCAAUUAUGACGUCUUUCUAAGUUUUAGAGGAGACACUCGCAAGAAUUUCACUGAUCACUUGUACUCCGCCUUAUUGCGAGUUGGAAUUCAUACAUUUCGAGAUGAAGGAGAGCUCCCCAGUGGGGAGGACAUCUCUACCGAGCUGCACAACGCGAUUCAUGGAUCAAAAAUUUCCAUUGUAGUUUUCUCAAAAGGCUAUGCUUAUUCUAAGUGGUGCCUUAAUGAGCUUGUCGAGAUUAUUCACUGUGCAGAAACUAGAGGCCAAACUCUUCUUCCUAUAUUUUAUCAUGUGGUCCCCUCGGAUAUCCGAAAUCAAACUGGAACUUUUGCAGAUGCAUUUGCUAGGCAUGAAGAGCUAUUUCAAAAUGAUAUGGAAAGGGUGGAGGGGUGGAGAGCAGCACUUAGAGAAGCUGCUUCUCGAAAAGGCUGGGAUAUCGAGCAAGCGGAAAAUGGGUAUGAAUCAAGAGUCAUAGACCAAAUUGUGAAAGAAGUUUUAAGUAAAUUGAAGCCAGCUGAGUAUUUGGAUGUUGCCAUUCACCCAGUAGGAGUCAAUUCACGUGUUGAAGAGAUGAAAGCUUUAUUAAAUGUUGAAACAAGUGAUGUUCGCAUUGUUGGCAUCUAUGGGAUGGGCGGGAUUGGUAAAACCACGAUUGCAAAAGCUGUCUAUAACCAAAUACGUGAUACAUUUGGGGGAAGCAGUUUUCUUAUGCAUAUCAAGGAAAAGUCUGAACAGUUCAAUGGCUUGGUUGGUUUACAAAAACAACUUCUUUGUGAUAUCUUGAAAAUGAAGAAAUUUAAGAUUGACAGUGUUGAUAGAGGAAUCAGAUUGAUUGAAGAAAGAAUUCAAGACAGAAGAGUUCUUGUUGUUCUUGAUGACGUGGAUGACUUGGAACAAAUAUAUGCCUUUGUUGGACGACGCAAAUGGUUUGGUCCAGGAAGUAGAGUCAUUAUAACAACUAGAAAUGAACAUUUGCUGACACAAGCACAAGUGAAUGGAAAGUAUGAGGUUAGAAAAUUGGAUAGGUUUGAAUCUCGUCAACUUUUCAGUUGGCAUGCCUUUGGAAUGGCCCAUCCAGAAAAAGAUUACCUAGACCUUUCGGUUAGUGCUGUGAAUUAUGCUGGAGGACUUCCAUUAGCUCUUGAGGUUCUAGGUUGUUUUCUAUUAGGAAGAAGUGCCAUUGAAUGGAAAAGUGAGUUGAAAAUAUUACAAAAAAUGCCUCACGACAAGAUUCAUAAAAUACUUAAAAGAAGCUUCGAUUCCCUAGAUCAUGAUAAAAAGAUGAUAUUCCUCGAUAUUGCAUGUUUCUUUGUCGAUUCAGACAAAGAAAACGUCAUUACAAUACUUGAUGGUUGUGGCUUCUCCUCCAUAAGCGGUAUAAACAUUCUUGUUCAAAGGGCCCUCCUGAGAAUUGACGAUCAACAUAAUAAGUUAGGAAUGCAUGAUUUGAUUCGAGAUAUGGGAAGAGAAGUUGUUCGUGAAGAAUCACACCAAUAUCCAGGAAAGCGUAGUAGAUUGUGGUUUCGCAAUGACGUCUCGAGUGUAUUGCACAAACAUAAGGGAUCGGAUGCAGUGGAGGGUCUCAUCCUAAAUUUACCACCCGAGCUUAAGGUAGAACAUCUGAAAACGGAAGCAUUUGCAAAUAUGCAAAAUUUGAGACUACUACAAAUCAAUGGUGUACAUCUCACAGGAAGCUACGAAUAUCUUUCCAAAGAGCUAAGAUGGCUUUGCUGGCGUUUCUGCCCUCUGGAAUUUCUUCCUCAAAGUUUUCAUCUGGACAACCUUGUUGUUCUUGACAUGCAGCGUAGCAAUCUCAAACAGAUCUGGAAAGAGAACAGGAAACUCAACAAUUUAAAAGUUCUUAAUCUCAGCUAUUCCAGAGCUCUCAUAAAAUCGCCAAACUUCUUACAAGUCCCACAUCUGGAGAUACUAUUACUUGACAAUUGCAUAAACUUGGUUGAACUACAUGAGUCUAUUAAACAUCUGAAAGGGCUGGUCAGGCUGAGUUUAGUAGACUGCAAGAAAGUUAGAAAUCUUCCAGAAAGCAUUUCUAACUUAAAAUCUCUUGAAACUCUUAACUUGUCUGGCUGCUUAAAACUUGACAAGUUGCCAGAGAAAUUGGGGAAUUUGAUGACUUUAAAAAGGUUACUUGCAGACAGAACUGCUAUCAAGCAAUUACCAUCCUCCUUUAGUCUUUUGAAGAAUCUCAAUGCCAUAUCAUUAUUUGGACAUGAAGGAACUUCUUUAGAAUCUUGGUUGUCUUGCUUCUCAUCGUGGAUUUCAUCACCAAAAUGCUUGAACCCCGUGAAUUUGGUACGAGCUUCAGUUGUUGGAUUUUGUUCUUUGGGAAAACUAGUUCUUAAUAACUGCAACUUGUCUGAAGCUGAGAAUGCCAUUGAUCUCGGAGGUUUAUCUUCACUCCAAGAAUUGGAUCUAUCAAAAAACAAAUUUUGUAGGCUACCUCAAGGCGUCGGUCGCCUCUCUAAAUUAGGAAUGUUGCGUUUGAAAUAUUGUGCGUCCCUUCACGCAAUUUCAGAACUCCCUGCAAAUUUACGGAUCUUGAUUGCAAAUGGUUGCUCAUCAAUGGAAAGGCUCUCACUUUCACCGAGUUCACAAUUAAUUGGUCUUUCCCUCAAUCACUGCAACAAACUGCUUGAGAUCCAGGGCUUGAAUUUGGAAUCAAUUUCAUUCGUUGAAAUGAUUGGGUGCGACAAUCUACUACCCAAUUUUAGGACUAAUCUUCUCCAGGUUCUCUCUCCGUCAACCCAGAGUGUUGCUCAAAGACUAUUUUGCGUCCCUGGCACUAAGGUUCCAAAUUGGUUUAGCCAUCAAAGAAUUGGAUCUUCGAUUUCCUUUCGUGUACCUUCACUUUCAGAAGGUGAGAUUCACAUGCUACUUAUCUGCACUGCUUGUACAUUUCAUAUUCCUAAAAAAGCGACUAGGCCAAAUCUGGACGUGACAAUCCAUAAUAAAACCAGAGGCUUCGGGCAUGUUCUUGUGCCAAUAUCGUUUGACCAUUAUGCAGACAUUUCGCGUAACUUAUUCUUAUUCCAAGCCCCUGUGAUAAGAAAUAAGUUAAAGACGAUAGAUUUUCCAGAAAAAGAAAGAGAAAUAGAAAUGUUUAGUGGAGAGGAAAUCGAGGUGUCUUUCAGGAGCUUGAGCGACAUUGAGGUGAGCAAGUGUGGCGUUCAUCUUCUCCUCAAGAAGCCAAAUGUAAUAGAUAAUUAUGGAAGUAUGGCUCAAUAUCUCAGCAAUGAUACUGCUAAAGAUGAUGAAAUGCCUGCUGCAGCAGAUGAUAAUGAGGUAUCUUUCCCUUCUGAAGCCGAGGACUAAUGCCUACAAAGAUCAUUCAUCGGUAAACUGAGGGUUUGAGUUGUGCUACGGAUCAACCACUGUUCACGGCUGAUCCGUAGCACACCUUACGUGUGUCCCCUUUCAAGCAAAACGUGUGUUUUGCAUCAUCUGUGCAUCCCAUUCGAAUUUGAGAGCCCACAUCCCGUGAAACUAGAACGCCUCCCUCGCCUGGAACCAGCGUCGCCUUCCUCUUCCCAGCCCCACCUCGCGACGACGUCUCUCUGUUCAGCGGCGCCACCUCGCGACGUGACUCCGUCUGCCCAGCACCGCCACUCCCCGCGAGCUGAUUGAACGGAUCAAACCAGUGCACUGCUCCGGUGGAGCUCUGUUUGCCGCCGCCCCACCAUCAGCUUCGUAGGGGAUCAAGGGACUUGAUGAAGGCAUCCUGAGCAUGAAAGCAGGAGGAAAGCGUCGACUUUUCAUCCCAUGAUUAUUGUGGAGAUGGUGCAACCUAUGGUGCAGCCCGUGACCAAAAUCUACUUCUCUUGUGUAUGUUGUGUUGUGAAGGGGCUGCUAGUAUAGCUUAUCCAAUUUUGGAGAUGGUGAAGCCAUUUGGUGCAGCAGGUGACCCCAAGCAGUUUUUGUCGUGUAUGUUGUGUUGUGAAACAAGUGUUAGUGCAUGUUGUUUUGUAUGCAGUUGUGGAGAUGCACCUGGUGUUUCUUGUGUAUAUUGUAGACUAUGGGCUUUGUGUGCAAACACUUGUUGUGUUGUGAAGAUGCUGUGGUGUAGUUUGUGUGUGUACCUUGUGGAGAUGCUAUGCUGUAGUAUGUGGAGAUGCUGUGGUGUACUAUGUAGACUAGGGGCGUUGGUAGCAUCCACCAUGUGUACCUUGUGUAUAUACAGAUAUGUACCUGAAAUUCAAACUUAGAUGAAUUUAACAACUUUAUAUGAAUUUAUACUA
This is a messenger RNA of Juglans regia (Persian walnut), 4983 nucleotides long. Its product is annotated as disease resistance protein RPV1-like. Gene Ontology annotation, biological process: defense response; signal transduction. The transcript has 7 exons. Gene Ontology annotation, molecular function: ADP binding. The coding region runs from base 479 to 4060 and encodes 1193 amino acids. Lineage: Eukaryota; Viridiplantae; Streptophyta; Magnoliopsida; Fagales; Juglandaceae. The record is from RefSeq and is a predicted model, not a curated record.